AUGCUCCCCAAGCCCGGGACGACGAUUGCCGAUGCGAUGAAGCGCCAAAUGAUUGCCGAGCGCACGCGCCGCGCGGAAUUUAUCCACGCCGAGGGUCGCAAAGCCGCGAUGCGGCUCAUGUCGGAAGGGACCAAGCUUCAAAAAUAUAACCUUGGUGUCGCCGAGCAAGAAGCCACGCGCAAAACGUCCGAGGGCUUGGCCGGCGCCAAGGUCGAGCUCGCGCGCGCCGAGUCCAAAUCGCUCGAGCUCAUCGGCGCGGCCUUCUCAGCCGACGGCGCGUCGCAGACCGAGUACGUCAUUUCGCAGCGCUACAUGGAGAUGCUCCAAACCAUGUGCGUCACCCUCGACAAGAAAUCGCUCUUCUUCCCAUACGAGACCAAGGGCCUCUCGGGGCUCAUUGGCGACCUCCGGCAUGUCUACGGCUACAACAAGGGCACGCAAGCUCGGGCGCGACGCCAAGUUCGCGCCUUUGAUGCCCUCGACUAG
Saprolegnia parasitica CBS 223.65 is the source of this 486-nucleotide messenger RNA. RefSeq lists its product as hypothetical. The transcript has 4 exons. Lineage: Eukaryota; Oomycota; Saprolegniomycetes; Saprolegniales; Saprolegniaceae. The record is from RefSeq and is a predicted model, not a curated record. Bases 1 to 486 code for a protein of 161 amino acids.